AUGACCACCGCCAACGGCAACGGGGGAGACCGUGACGGCUUCGAAGAACGUCUUCGCCAGAGGACAAUGAUGCGCCAUCCUCUCGAAACAGUCCCAGGCUCCGCCACUGUUCGCCCUCAUGGAAACAUCCCUAAUACGCCUUUGGCCGCCUCUGUCAUUUCCUUCUUGCUGGGGACACUGUUCUGCUUCGGUGCAAUAAGCGCAAUAUUCUCUGGAUCAUCCUUGUGGUUCACCAACUACCAGCUUGGUUUCUUUGUUGCCGCCUGGUCACUCUUCCAUUGGGCCGAAUUUGCCGUCACAGCUGGCUGGAACUUCGAGAAAUGUAGUGUCGAUUCCUUCUUGCUCGACAAUGGCCGUGAAUACCACAUAGCGAAUGCAACUGCAUUGACAGAAUACCUUAUUACGCUUUAUUUCAAGCCAUCUUGGAAGGGACUCCCAUAUGUUUCGUUGAUAGGCAUGUUCUUCGUUGCAUUGGGACAAGUUGUGAGAUCAGCUGCGAUGAUACAUGCCAGUACCAAUUUCUCUCAUGCUGUGGCGUAUCGCAAGCGCGAUCAGCACAGGCUCGUCACAGACGGUAUCUAUGCUUGGUCUCGACACCCUUCAUAUGCAGGGUUCGUAUACUGGGCCCUGGGAACCCAACUUGUCCUACAGAACCCCAUUACUUUCACCCUCUAUGCUGCCCUGCUUUAUAGAUUCUUUGAAGCUCGCAUUCGAGGCGAAGAGGGAUUAUUAAUCAAAUUCUUUGGCGACGAGUACAUAAAUUAUCGCAGACGCGUGGGGACGAAGAUACCUUUCAUUCGGUAG
This is a messenger RNA of Pleurotus ostreatus (oyster mushroom), 804 nucleotides long. RefSeq lists its product as uncharacterized. Gene Ontology annotation, biological process: C-terminal protein methylation. The transcript has 5 exons. Lineage: Eukaryota; Fungi; Basidiomycota; Agaricomycetes; Agaricales; Pleurotaceae. Gene Ontology annotation, molecular function: protein C-terminal S-isoprenylcysteine carboxyl O-methyltransferase activity. Bases 1 to 804 code for a protein of 267 amino acids. Gene Ontology annotation, cellular component: membrane; endoplasmic reticulum. The record is from RefSeq and is a predicted model, not a curated record.